Molecule: messenger RNA, 2070 nt
Organism: Coniophora puteana RWD-64-598 SS2
Lineage: Eukaryota; Fungi; Basidiomycota; Agaricomycetes; Boletales; Coniophoraceae
Product: P-loop containing nucleoside triphosphate hydrolase protein
Exons: 10
Coding region: 16-1878 (620 amino acids)
Biological process (GO): mRNA splicing, via spliceosome
Cellular component (GO): spliceosomal complex
Molecular function (GO): RNA helicase activity; ATP binding; RNA binding
Source: RefSeq, a predicted model, not a curated record
CUUUCGCCUUUCCCUAUGGACUCGGAAUUAGCAUCAAAACGUCGCAGAGUCCAACGCUCUCCGUCUCCGACCUUCAAAUACGAUGAUGAGGACGACUCCUAUGAACCCUACGUUCCGGUCGCCCAGAGGCGUGCUGCCAAACUCGCUAAACUCUCCUCGUUUGGCGUAAACUCGGACAGACAAAAAGCUAAGAAACAGCUCGAGGAACUAUUGGAACUAGAAGAUGCAGAAAGAGAGGAGGAAAAACGGCGUGAACGGGCACGAAAGGAGAGAACCCUUCUCGUGGAGGCACAGGAAGUCCAUUCUCGCAGAGCAGUAGAGGAUGCGAAGAAAACCGAGGUCGAGAAAGCAGAGGAGGCUGAUGCUGAAAUACUUGCCGCCAUCGCCAGCCGACGCAAACUGGCUUCGGAUAUGGAGUUGGCUAAAGGCAUCUCAUACUUAGAGUCGUUAAAAACGACGUGGAAUCCUCCCAAGUACAUACUGGAUCAGACGGAGGAACACCAUCGCCAAAUUCGUGAAAAGUACCACAUUAUAGUCGACGGUGAAGACAUUCCACCUCCCAUUGAACACUUCGCGGAUAUGAAAAUCCCACAUGAGCUUGUCGACUUCUUCAAGACAAAGAGAAUCGUAACCCCUACCCCAAUUCAACUUCAAGGCAUUCCAACAGCUUUUGCCGGCCGAGAUAUGAUUGGCAUUGCCUUUACAGGGUCUGGGAAAACGCUAGCUUUUUGUCUGCCUCUCAUCAUGCUUGCUUUGGAAGAAGAAGGCAAGCUUCCGUUGAUUCGUGGUGAAGGCCCAGUUGGCGUUGUAUUGUGUCCCUCUCGCGAGCUUGCUACUCAGACGUACGAGAACGUCCUCGUCUGGACUGACGCCCUUGCCAAGGGUGGCAGAUACCCGCAGCUCAAUACCCUCUUGUGCAUCGGUGGUAUCUCAAUGGGGGAACAGAGCCAUGUGAUGAACAAGGGAAUGCACAUUGUCGUAGCCACCCCCGGUCGCUUGAUUGACAUGUUGGAGAAGGGAAGAUUCAACUUCAAAAGUUGCAAAUAUCUUUGCAUGGAUGAGGCUGACCGAAUGAUUGAUCUCGGGUUUGAGGAAGAUGUGCGAAACAUCAUGAGCUUCUUCACACGACAGAGACAAACGCUAUUGUUCUCUGCCACUAUGCCCCGCAAAAUCCAGGAUUUUGCUCAACAGUCGCUUGUGCGUCCUGUCCUAGUCAACGUAGGACGAGCUGGAGCCGCCAAUUUAGACGUGCUGCAAGUAGUGGAGUACGUCAAACAGGAGGCCAAGAUGGUCUAUCUUUUAGAAUGUCUUCAAAAGACUGCACCACCUGUCAUCGUAUUCAGCGAAAACAAAAACGAAGUUGACGAUAUUCAGGAAUACCUUCUGUUAAAAGGUGUUGAGGCAGUUGCUAUACACGGUUCCAAAACACAGGAAGAGCGUCAGUAUGCAAUCAAGUCGUUCAAAUCCGGAGCGAAGGAUGUUAUGGUGGCAUCUGGAGUGGCUUCCAAAGGUCUCGACUUCAACGACAUCCAACAUGUCAUCAUCUUCUCAAUGCCUAAGGAAAUUGAAGAUUACGUCCAUCAGAUCGGACGUACUGGCCGUAGUGGAAAGACUGGUAUCGCGACAACAUUUGUGAACAUGUCCACUCCAGAGCAGACCCUCUUGGAUCUCAAGUAUCUAUUGAUGGAGGCCGGACAGAAAGUGCCACCCUUCCUGCAAUCCAUCGACGAUCCACGAGCCGUGCAGGGUGGGUCUCUCAAAGGAUGCCCUGUCUGUGGUGGUCUCGGACAUGCCAUCUCGAACUGCCCCAAGCUCGAAGACACGCAAAGACGGCAGAUGGCCUCGCACAGAGCAGCAGACGAUGGCGGUGGAUACUAAGAGACAACGAUCGGUCCUGUGGCACUUUUAUUGCUUUUGACCUUGAGGCCUGUCACGUGUACUCUAUAAUAACUUGUUUGAGCUUCUUUCGGUUCUUGGUCAUGACUCUAUGGACAACAAUCGCCCCACUGCCUUGCGCCAAGCUCGUCACAAAUUUGUAUCCACACAAAAAACAUUACAAAAUAUGCCUAG